AGUAAAUUAUUAUGAGCAACUCAAAACACUUUUUUCUUAUGAAGCGCCACCGACGCCAGCUGUUUCCGUCGUCUGCGCCUUAUAAUUAACGGCCCUUUGAAAGCAACCUAUGAGCUCCACUAUACACAGAUUGGAACACCACAGCGAGAAAAAGCGACCUCCGGGACCUCAAUCUGCGAUGGAAGAUCUCCGAUCCAGGUCAUACGGCGAUGGAAGAAUGCAAAUACAGAGCUAUUAUGGUGCCGGAGAUAUGGGUCCCAUUUCAUCGUCCGGUGUCAGUAACAUGCAAGAUCUCAGAUGUUAUAGCGCCUCCUAUGCAUCCUCCGUCUACCCAACACAAUCGCAAGCCCAAACCCAGGUCGGCAACAACGAUGUUCGGUUCAAAAAGGGCAAGUCUGCAAAUGGGUCUGUUUCUAAGAGCUGGAGUUUCAAUGAUCCGGAGCUGCAACGAAAGAAGCGAGUCGCUAGCUAUAAGGUUUACAGUGUAGAAGGGAAAGUUAAAGGCUCUUUCAAAAAGAGUUUCAGGUGGCUCAAGGACAGGUACACUAAAGUUGUUCAUGGAUGGUGGUGACUGCUGACUCUUCACCUUAAUUCUGUUGUUAUCUUAUCUUUUAUGUUCUUUUUUGUGACUUCUAAGUUGUGUACUGUAUGAAAGUUUUGAAAUUUCUUCGUGAUAAUGAAUAAUUCUUUGUUA
Molecule: messenger RNA, 694 nt
Organism: Manihot esculenta (cassava)
Lineage: Eukaryota; Viridiplantae; Streptophyta; Magnoliopsida; Malpighiales; Euphorbiaceae
Exons: 1
Coding region: 110-571 (153 amino acids)
Source: RefSeq, a predicted model, not a curated record